Molecule: messenger RNA, 633 nt
Organism: Passer montanus (Eurasian tree sparrow)
Lineage: Eukaryota; Metazoa; Chordata; Aves; Passeriformes; Passeridae
Product: histone H1-like
Biological process (GO): nucleosome assembly
Cellular component (GO): nucleosome
Molecular function (GO): structural constituent of chromatin; DNA binding
Source: RefSeq, a predicted model, not a curated record
AUGUUACCACAGUCGUGCCACCAAGGUCGUGUCACCAAGGCCAUGUCACCAAGGCCGUGCCACCAAGGCCGUGUCACCGAGGCCAUGUCACCACAGCCGUGUCACCAAGUCUGUGUCACUGAAGCUGUCACCAAGGCCGUGUCUGCCUCCAAGGAGCUAUGGGGGCUCUCCCUCUCCACACUGGCUGCUGGUGGCUACAACAUGGAGAAGAACAAGAGCCACAUCAAGCUGGGGCUCAGGAGCCUCGUCAGCAGUGACCUGGUGCAGACCAAGGGCAUGGGUGCCUCUGGCUCUUUCAAGCUGAGCAAGAAGCCGGGUGAGACAAAAGAAAGGGCAAUGAAGAAAAGGACAGCUGCCACACCCGAGAAGCCGGUGGCCAAGAAGCCUGCUAGCACUGCCAAGAAGCCAAAGAAAGCAGUGGCAGUGAAGAAGAGCCCCAAGAAGGUGAAGAAGCCGGCAGCCACAGCAGCCAAGAAAGCAGCCAAGAGUCCCAAGAGAGCCACAGAGGCCGGGCACCCCAAGAAGGCAGUGAAGAGCCCAGCUAAGGCAAAAGCAGUGAAGCCCAAAGGCAAGCCUAAGGUAGCCAAACCCAAAGCGGCCAAGGCAAAGAAGGCAGUGCCAAAAAAGAAUUAA